GCAGACAAUGCACCUCACAUCAUAUGUCUCUCUGAACAACCAAUCGGUGCAGCAUCAGAGACACCGAAGUAUCGCUUUAGAGCGGAGAUCCGAUGUCUUGCAGAUCGCUGGGGCCACCCGCUAGCUCAGGUCCGCUUGCAGGAGGACCAGUAGAUCCCUGGCUGCCCUGCACUUGAGUUACGUAUAUACGACAUUCCAGCUGUUUCGACUACAACCUAUCUUUCUUCCUUUUUUAUUCAAACUAUCAUGGGUAGCAUCGACACAUCCAUGAAAGUCCUAAUAAUCGGAGCAGGUCCGGCUGGUUGUGCCCUAGCACACGGACUCAAGAAAGCUGGCAUUGCUUACCGUAUAUUUGACAAAGGUGAAGAUGUAUACCGACACCGUCACUGGGCAUUCACCCUCGGCUGGGCACGACCAUAUCUUCUGAGCCUCUUGCCCGACGAGGUCGGGUGCAAACUAGAUACCUGCGCCGUUGAUCCUAGCAUUGAUUGCGCAGCCAUAGGGGAAGACAGGAUCGUGUUGUACAACGGGCAGACGCGCGAGGAAGCAUUUGCAUUCCCAAUUCCAAGAGCGAAGGAGAUGAACAUUCGGAAAUUGCGCAUUUUGCUCGCUGACAGCCUCGACGUACAAUAUGGGAAAAGGUUCAGUCAUUACAAGAUACUCCAAAACGGCGCAGUCAAAGUUUUCUUCGAGGAUGGAUCGAGCGAGGAAGGUGACGUUGUGAUCGGCAUCGACGGCGCAGGUUCGAAAGUCCGGCAGUGUCUGAUCGAUCAUGGCGCUGCGCAGGAGACGCUUCCGUUUGCACUCAUGAACUUCAACGCGUCGUAUUCUAAAGAGCAGGCUCUUUUCAUCAAACGGCGUCUACAUCCCCUUGUUGAUAUCGCGAUACACCCCGCGGGCCACUACAUCCGGGCCAAUGUGCUGGAUAUGCCUGACGUCGACGACCCGACAACGUGGACAUUCCAGAUACUUUCAACGUGGCCGCUGAAAAACGCGGAGGAUUACGAUAACGAUGUGGAUCGUUUGAAAAGACUAAAGGCGCACGUUGCGAGGGAUGGGUGGGCAGAACCGUACAAGAGUGCGAUCGAGUGGAUACCGGAGGAUACGCCUGUGAUCAAAGACCAAUUGAAGAUUUGGAAGACCCAACCUUGGGACAAUCAGGGUGGGAGAGUCACGUUGUGCGGUGAUGCAGCGCACGCCAUGACGUUUCAUCGAGGUCAAGGCGCAAAUAAUGCCUUUUUCUCUGCCCACAGCCUUGUAGAAGCUCUGAAAUCGGUACAGAAUGGAACCGCAACACUGGCGGACGCGAUAACGGCUUAUGACGAGAGCAUUUUGAAACGUGGCGCGAACGAAGUUCAAAUCUCGAAAUCCCAAAGUUUCUACACGCACGACUGGCCCAACUUCAUUAACAGUCCGGUCAUGACGUUGGGGACGAAGCCAAGUCACGCAGCGAAAAGCGAAGGGUAUCAAUGAAUAUGUUGCUCGAUUAAUCCGAAUGGUUGUUUAGUCU
Messenger RNA from Boeremia exigua, 1510 nucleotides. RefSeq lists its product as uncharacterized. The transcript has 3 exons. Gene Ontology annotation, molecular function: FAD binding. NCBI's taxonomy places the organism in Eukaryota, Fungi, Ascomycota, Dothideomycetes, Pleosporales, Didymellaceae. The record is from RefSeq and is a predicted model, not a curated record. The coding region runs from base 247 to 1473 and encodes 408 amino acids.